UUAUGCAAUAAAAAACACAGACAUCCACAACACUUCCUACAGAUCUAAUUUUCAUCACUAGCUGUUUCAAACAAACCUUCUCAACUGCUGUUUCGUUCUGAUCAGCUUGACAACAGCCAUUGCAAUUCUCAACAAGAGAUUCCAAUUUAAACUGGGGUAACUCAUCGCAAGUACUACACAAAAGAUUUGGCGUGAAACCAAGAGAACGACAUUCCUCUGCAGUUAAAUUUGCGCUUAUAUACUGUAAAAUCGAAAGAAAUACCGUCGGGAAAAGCCAAACGCUUGAAGCGUCAUUUUUGUAUUUCGGCCACAUCAUUGAAGAAGAAGCCACUUGGUGCGUACUACAUGACGUUUCCAAGCCUACUUGGUACCAGUCUAUUUGGCUGUGCAAAAAAUUCUAAUUUUUUUUUGGAAAUUUUGUUUUUCAGGAUAUUUGUUAUGAAAUUUUUGCCUGUUUUUUAUAAAAUAGUUCAGGUUUUAUACAAGUUAACUUUUUGAAGAAAUGCAAGUUUUCAGUUGAAGUAGAGGAUAUUUUGCAAAAUAUGGCCCAAAUGGAAUCGGAGGUAUGAACAGGAUGGAGUGAUUGAAAUAGAAUGAACAAUAUAUAUUUGUGCAAAUGGGUGUUGAUUCAAGGUUUGACUAACUCACAGGCAAUUCAUUGCAGGGUUAAGGUGAUGGUAGUCAAACCUGUUACUUGGCUAUGUUUAUACUAUACCGGAUAGCUUUCUGUACCGGCGCGAAAAAGCACCUAUCCGAUAUGGAAGCUGAGCAAAACAACAUCUCUCUGUUGUAAUAAUUCCUCUGAAAAUAGUGUUCCGAAGAAUUAAAUCAAGGUUGCAGACUGAAGCAUACAAUAUUGUUAAUUGAUUAUGUGACCAACAUAACCUUACCUUAAUUUUUACAGAAUCUUCUACAAGAAGUUCGAUCAUUUGUCUUGCCAAGCAAAGGCCCUGGGGGUAACGUGAAUAUCCUGGAGAGAACAAAAAGUGCUAUCGUAUUGAUGAGAUGUUUGCCGUGCGCUCGAGCUGCUGUGUUGGAACAAAUAUGUGAGAUCUUUCAGGAAGCCGUGCAUAAAUAUAUCAUUGAGAGUGAUAGGCAAGAUUUGUUAGGUAGAGUUGAUAAGGGAGUUUUUAAAUUGACUUCAUUUAUACUGGAUAGAUCUAUCAUUUCCAAACUGUUUUCUUUAGAAGUUGGCCCAAUGUUACUGCAGGAGGAAACCUGAACUGACUUUUUUAUACUGGAUAGCUCUAUUGGCUCUUGGCCGAUCUUUUAAGAGAUCCAGUAAGAGCCAUCCCAUAUUGAUCCAGUGUUACUAUACAGAUUACUGUAGACCUGAAUAUACCUGGAGAAAAUCUUCAGUGUUUGGUGGAGUCAAAGUGGAAGCAUUCGUAUACUGUGAAUCACUGAAUGGAAAUAAAUGGACAUUCCCAUUCUCCUGUUUAUGUCCUUCCUAAAAUGCCCCACAUGUAUUUACAAUAUGUAGGUUCUGGAGAAAAGGCAGAGGUUGAUCCUGAAAUAUAUGAUGUCAUUGAAAAUAUCCAUGACACAUUGUUGGAAUUCAUUAAUAAUAACCCUGAUGCCUGGGCGCCAAUUGUCACCAAGGUAGAGUUAGCUUGACUUAGCCCAUUAAGCUGCAAUGUGCCCCAAUUUACUGUACUUUAUCAUUUUACUCUGUCUAACACCAAAUUAUUUUACUUGUCAAAGGGAGAGUGUCAGGAUACACUGCAGCUUAAUGGUUUAGAUUAUGACUUUUUGAAAUAAUUAUUAAAUAAUCUUGAACAUACAGAAUAAUAGAAUUCUCUUUUUGUGAAUUGAUUUUAGUGGUCAGUGUAUCUUCUUGGCCAGUUAAGUGCAAAAUACGCCACACAACGAGGUUGGUUCAACUUGGUUUUGAUGUUUUCCUGAUUGAAUGCCCUUUUUACGCACAUACAUUUUGUCUGCCCAAGCUAACAAGCUACUCGACUGUUGAUGUUCCUUCGGCUGUUUCAUCUGUUUGUCAUCUAUUUUGUUGUUUGAACAGGAACUAAAGCGAGUACUUCAUUGAAUGAGAGAUUGCAAGUGUGGUUGACGUGUCCUGCUGCUCAAAUGUUGAUGGAGAUUUCUGCUCAAUGUUUUUCUAAAUUGUAAGUGGAAAGUGAGCAUUUGUUCCAUAUUUCUUCUAAUCUUGCAUUUUGAUGGUGCUAAUGAUGCUAAUUAUUAUAAUUAGUCAUUUUGUAAUUGAAUUUUGUUCUGAUUCAUUCCAGAAUAGAUACAAACCCUGAUGUCUGCAUUCAGUAUCUCCUGGACUCCGCUGUUCAACACUCUCCUCACUUUGACUGGGUUGUCGCUUAUAUUGGGUUUGUAUUUUAAGACUGUUCUCCAGGCAUGUAUUUUUAUCACACAUGUAUAUGUGCAGAAAAGAAAUUAUUUAACCCAUCGAGUUGCAUUGUGUCCCGAUGCACCAUACUUCACUAUUUUACUCUGUCUAAUGCCAGGUGAUUUUACUUGUUAACAGGAGAGUGCUGCCACUAAAUGGGUUAAAUUACACUUACAGAACAAUCUAUCACAUAAAUAGAUGUACAGAAUUUAGCACUACAUGUAUUUAAUUAUGACUGGAGUGUGUGUUUAACCCAUUGAGUUGCAGUGCUCUCCCAUUGACGAGUAAAAUUGUUUGUCAUUAGACAGAGUAAAUUAUGAAGUAGAGUUUGGUAUAUUACUUUUUUAUAUUUCUUUUGUUUCAGUUCGUAUUUUUAUAAAUCUAUAAUCAGUCAUCUCCUGAGCUGUGCUAUGAAUGAGUUUUAUAGCGAUGAACCUUGUGACGAUGAAUUUUCAGAUCUCUUUCGAACAGCAAUAAGGAUUUUGGAUUAUUUUGCACAAAAAUAUCCAGAAGAAGUUAAAAAUGCUGUUUUAGCUAUGUUUCAGGUAUGGGUGUGGUGUGGUAUGGUGUGGUGUGGUGUGGUGUGGUAUGGUGUGGUGUGGUAUGGUAUGGUAUGGUAUGGUAUGGUAUGGUAUGGUAUGGUAUGGCAUGGUAUGGCAUGGCAUGGUAUGGUAUGGCAUGGUAUGGUGUGGUAUGGUGUGAUAUGGCAUGGUAUGGUGUGGUAUGGUAUGGUAUGGUAUGGUAUGAUAUGGUAUGGUAUGGUAUGGUAUGGUAUGGUGUGGUGGUGUGUGGUAUGGUAUGUGCUGUGCUAUCAGGUAUGGUAUGUGGUAUGGUAUGUAUGGUUGGUGUGGUGUGGUGUGGUAUGGUAUGGUACAUGGUAUGUAUAGUUGGUAUGGUAUGGUAUGGUGUAGUUGGUGUGGUAUAUUGGUAUGGUACAUGGUAUGGUAUGGUACAUGGUAUGGUACAUGGUAUGAUACAUGGUAUGGUACAUGGUAUGGUACAUGGUAUGAUACAUGGUAUGGUACAUGGUAUGGUACAUGGUAUGGUACAUGGUAUGGUACAUGGUAUGGUACAUGGUAUGGUACAUGGUAUGGUACAUGGUAUGCUACAUGGUAUGGUACAUGGUAUGCUACAUGGUAUGGUAUGCUACAUGGUAUGGUACAUGGUAUGCUACAUGGUAUGGUACAUGGUAUGGUAUGUAUGGUUAGUAUGGUAUGGUGUGGUAUAUGACAUACACUGUCAUACAGUAGUAUGUAGUAUGGUAUGGUAUGGUAUGGUGUGGGUGGUAUGGUAUGGUAUGGUAUGGUAUGGUAUGGUACAUGUUAUGGUAUGAUGUGGUAUGGUGUUGUGUAAUGUGGUGUGAAAAACCUCAUACAGUUUGUUGCUUUAGGAGAGCACAGACAACGUGGAAUUGGGCAAACCAAAAUGGACAAAAAGUAAAACUCAGCCAUGUUUAAUUCCAUUCUUUGUUCAUCUUGGUAUGAAUGCUGCAAAUAUACUAAAUGUGACGAUAGUUGCUUUUCUUGAACAAUGUAAGUACUGCACAAAAAAAUUUGUUGAAUGAAAAUUAAAGAACGAAACCCAUCUAUUCUUGAAAUGUGAUAUUGAGAUAAUACAGUUUUCACUACUCAAUCCUUUCAGUAACUCCAGAUGUGAUGAGGAAAGUACAUUAUCAGUUGACAGAAUGGGGGUCAGCCCCUGGAAACCAUGCGCCAAGGUAUAUAAAUUACCUCCAUCAGUCCUAAACUUUCUAGAGGUCCAGUAAUUAGGGUCAUCUCUCUUAUUGAUUCAGUGUUACUAUAGCUACACCACUCUCUAUUGCAGUUUGUUAUCAUCUGUUGUUGGUCUGGUAAUUUCUCUCAAACAUGGCACCUUCAAAACCUUUCAAUAUUUGCUCACAAUUGCUGUGCCCAAUACAGGUAGGCUGUCUUAGUUGGCUCUUCAGGCUAUGUGGAAGACAACAAAUGCACGUCUAUUGCGUUGUGCAGUGACUGAUGUUAUGGAUUUUUUAUCUUAGAAUCGAAUGAGAGCGAUGGUACAGAAAUUCAAGAUAUUUGUUUUUAUAGUGCUAUGAUAUUAGUAAGUCGUUCACGUUCCAGUUUGCUUCCUUAAGACGUUAUAUCUGAUAUACACACGUAAAAACGCACAAGUUGUAACAAACCUGCAGCAGACUUGUAGCAAUGCUGUUCCAACAACUUGUCAACAGGAUGUGUUCGCACUGCUUGUUUCCAGCUUGUUGACAAGUUGUCAACAGCUUUUUCACAACUUGCUACAAGGUUGUUGAGCUCAACAGACUUGUUGCAAGUUGUUCCAACAAUUUGUUAUCGUCCUGCAAUUCAACAAUUUGUCAACAAGUUGUGAGUGACAACCUUGUAGCAACUUGAUAAAAUAACAGCAUUGUUACAACUUGCAGACUUUUACAUGUGUACUCGAAGUGGUUUAUUAUAUUUUAACACUGCAAAAUAUGUGCUAAAAUUUGGUUCUUUUUCAACACAUUUUUAUUUUAAUGUUUCCUCCAGGAAAAAGUGUUUAUUCAUCUUCAACGUCUCGUCACAAAAAAGCAUCGAGCAGAGUCAGCUUCUGCUGACGGAAAAGGGACUGGACAGAGUGGAAAUAAGGAUUCGAGUAAUGAUAUUCCGUUCCUUAACGAGUUGAAAGAAAAGUGGAAAGAACUUUGUGAUCAACUGUUGAACGCUGAUGGCCAAAGGUGAGCCUAGCUGGCCCAUGAGAUUCCUGCAAUAUACCGUUGUCUGAUUAUAAUUUCCCCAUUAAUCGCAUGUGAGAAGAGCGCUUCUGUUCAACUCUUGAGAUCGAGUGCUUCAGAUCUUUUCCAGUUACUUCAAUCGGUAAAGUUUUCUGCAGUAGUAACACUGGACAAAUAAGAGAUGUAGGAAGAACAGUUUAGAACUGAUAGAGCUAUCCAGUAUAAAUAAAGUUAGUAUAGUUCAGGUUUCUUCCUGUAGUAACACUGGAUCAAUAAGAGAUGACCCUUGCUGGACCUCUAGGAAGAACAAUUUAGAACUGAUAAGGUAAUAAAUUUACUUGGUGUUUCCACAACCAAUAGUAUUAUAUGUUUUAUCGUCAUGCAAACCUACAAAGAACUUAGUUUAGAACUGAUAGAGCUAUCCAGAAUAAAUAAAGUUAGUUUAGUUUGUUUCCUCCUGUAGCAACAUUGGAUCAAUAAGAGAUGAUCCUCACUAGAUCUCUAGAGAAAGAACAGUUUAGUCAUCGGAUAGGGCUAUCCAGUAUAAAUAAAGUUAGUUUAGUUUAAGUUUCCUCCUGUAGUAACACUGGAUCAAUAAGAGAUGAUCCUCAUUGGAUCUCUAGGAAGAACAGUUUAGUCAACUGAUAGAGCUAUCCAGUAUAAAUAAAGUUAGUUUAGUUUAGGUUUUCCUCUCUCCUGUAUAAAUGUAACGGAUUCAAACCACUCUAAGGAGAUGGAGCUAUUCAACUAUAAUUUAAUUUAGUAGAAGUUUCUAACAGCCUAAUGUUCAAAGAACAUAACAUUGUCUUUCUCCUCUAAGGUUAUCGUGGAUUCUGAGGCUGUUGUCGCUCGUAGCAGUCUACUCCGGCCCAGCAACGUGUAUUGAGAUCUUUAACUAUAUCCUUACUUUCAAACGAACAAGUCAACAUGUAAGUAGUAUAUAUUGUUGGAAAAACACAGUAUGAUUGAUGAAAGUAUCGACAUUUUUCCCAACAUUGAUGUUUUUCUUCAGUUAUCAAUGUUCGUCGAACUACAAAAGGAAGUUCAAGCAUUUUACACGAGAGCUCCUGAUCUGGCUGUGUCGAAGUGCCUCAAGAGAAUCUCAAUCAAGUCUUCUCCUGAUAUUUUAACUGAGGUAUCUACAGAUGAAUUGGGCUUCCAGGAGUGUAUGUGAGGGGCCGUCGACAAAUAGAUUUCGUCCCGCAUCGCGGACUUGGGCCGCGAUUGUUUGAACCCCCUCCCCCCUACCUCAUCGCGGACAAGUAAAAAAUCCAAAGAGAAUCGAAAUUAUGGUCCAAAAUAUUAUCCGAAAUAUGACUGUGAGCGGUCUACUAUAGGCAAGAAUACAUUAUGUAAUGCUGACUUUUAACAUUACAAUGAGCUUGUAAUAAAUAAAAACUAGUUUCCGUAUUGUUUAGCAGUUGUAAGCAACAUAAAAUUUAAAUAAAUACCCGAUUUAUUGUCCACAAAUGCAAUAUUUAUAUCCCCGAUUUUGUGAGUAUAUUAUUUAAAAUGUACUACAUUUUCUUCUGAUCUUCGUAUUAUAUUUCUAAAGUCAGUUUUCGUCCCAAAUAUUUUGUAAUCGCGGAUUCUAAUCUACCCCCCCCCCCCCCCCCCCCAUCGCGGCCCAAGUCCGCGAUGCGGGACGAAAUCUAUUUGUCGACGGUCCCUGACACGGUGUAGUUAGUGUAUGUGCUUCCAUCUCUGUGACUAAAGUUUGAUUUCAAUUUUUUUGUGGCAGGUUCAGACAACUUUAGAAAAUUUGCACCAACUCAUGGAAAUGGAGAAGAUUGUUGGGCAGGACUAUGCAGGGUAGGUGUAUAUCAAAAUAAAUUAAUCAGAAUGGUGGAUCCAGUCAGAUCUGGUAGGGAUGUUCAUCAAGAAUCAGUUUUUGUUCAGGUUGCGACCGUUGACUAAGUGGAGCUCUUUUCCAGAAGACGUAUUCUUGCAGCAAGGAAUACUGAAUCAUUUAAAUGCAUGACGUUUUUGCUUGUACCACCUUAGCUCCUGACCACACCGUCCAAAAAUCAUUGCUGUUGAGGGGUGGCCAUAACAGAAAAUAAUAAUGUUUAACUACUGUUCUGCUGCUUCCAGGUUUUCUGUAGGUCGUUGUCUGAGGCAGCAUACCACGCUACUAGUCUCAUUUCUUUCCUAUCCUAACAAAGCCAUAUCUUCCAUCACUCUGGAUCUACUUGUUGCCCUCGGCUUUCCUUUUAUCACGUUCUCAGUGAGUGACAAAAUGAAGAUUGUGAAAACGUGUGCCAGCUUCUUUUUUAAACUACUUCACCAGUACAACACUGCUUGUCAACAAGAAAGUAAGUCACAUGCAGCGGCGUAACUAGAGCGUUAAUUGGGGGUAUUCAUAUAUUCGUGUUCUGCCCGACUAAUUUCUUUUGAAAUGAACUUAAAAACAAAGAAAUUCAAAAGAAAUUCGUCGGGCAGAACACGAAUAUAUGAAUAUACACGCUCUAGUUACGCCUCUGGUCACAUGUAGUAAGUGUUAGACUAAUUUUAUUUAUACUGAAUAGCUCUAUCAGUUCUAAACUGUUCUUUCUAUCAUCUCUUAUUGAUCCAGUGUUACUACAGCAGAAAACGUACACUAAACUAACUUUAUUUAUACUGGAUAGCUCUAUCAAUUCCAAACUGUUCUUCCUAGAGAUCCAGUAAGGAUCAUCUCUUAUUGAUCCAGUGUUACUACAGGAGGAAACCUACACUAAACUAACUUUAUUUAUACUGGAUAGCUCUAUCAGUUCUAAACUGUUCUUCCUAGAGGUCCAGUAAGGAUCAUCCCGUAUUGAUCCAGUGUUACUACAGCAGAAAACCUAAACUAACUUUAUUUAUACUGGAUAGUUCUAGCAGUUCUAAACUGUUCUCCCCAGAGGUCAGGCAGGACUACAGGUAUCUUAUCUAUGUUUGUUCAUCUGUCGGUAUUCCUGUGUCCUCCUGUAGUAACACUGGACCAAUAAGGGACGAUCCUUGCUGGACGUCUAUGGGGAACACUUUAGAAGUAAAAGAGCCUUAAAGUUGUAGUUUAGUUUCCUCCUGGACUAAGGGAUGGCCAAACGUCCAGAGUGAACAGUUGUGCAUUUCUUUCACGUUAAGGGUACGAGGUGCGGCAUCGAUGUUUAGAUAUGUUAAAGAAAUACCAGGUGUUGCUGUCGAUCAUUUGUCGCGACGAACCUUGCCAGAUUUUGGCUGUCCGACAUUUUAUGGAGGGUGCUUUUCAUCAAGAAAACAAAAGUUUAUUUUGCAAGCGUAAACAAGGUAAGCUCUCAGAUGCAAGUAACGAUGUUCAGCACACCCCCACAUACUUACUUCAAAUGUUAUUUUUUAGCGCAAGAAACUGCAGGAAAGUCCGACAAUUCACUGUUUAGUAAAAAUAUAACUCCGGGGAUUUCAUCUCGAUUGCCGCUUAAUACUGCUUCUGUAUUUUAUCUUGGUGUGAUUGGCAAAGGAAAGAAAUCUGAAGAGCAAGAAAUACUGCAGGUCCAUUACAGAGUUAUUGACCUAAACUAAACUAAAUUAAGUUAAUUUAUACUGGACAGCUCUAUCAGUUCUAAACUGUUCUUCCUAGAGGUCCCGUAAAGGUCAUCUCUUAUUCAUCCAGUGUUACUACAGGAGGAAACCUAAACUAAACUAACUUUAUUUAUACUGGACAGCUCUAUCAGUUCUAAACUGUUCUACCUAGAGGUUCCAGUAAGGAUCAUCUCUUAUUGAUCUAGUGUUACUACAGGACGAAACCUAAACUAAACUAACUUUAUUUAUACUGGACAGCUCUAUCAGUUCUAAACUGUUCUCCCUAGAGGUCCAGUAAGGAUCAUCUCUUAUUGAUCCUGUGUUACUGCAGGAGGAAAUCUAAACUAAGCUAACUUUGUUUAUAAUGGAUUCGCCAAUAAAGUUUGACUAUAAUUUAUUUCACUUCUUAGGUCUUUUCCCAGAGCAACUCUCAAUUUUUCCUUCAAUGUAUACACACAAUCUGCCAUAGUUCCCGACCUCCAAACCCAAGCGCCAUGGAGCCACAUAAUGUUAAAAUAUUUGCAAAUUUAGCGUUAUUACUAAAAGAUCUUAUAGUGGUAGAUGGGACUUUUGACUGUGGUACGUGGCCUGACGAGGACGAUAUCAAGUAUUCUAUUGGAAGGUAAAGCUCCUGCGUUCAUAGUGUGGGUAGUCAGGGAUGGAUCCAGCAUGAUCUGUGGGGGGGGGGGGGGGUUGCUCUGCCAGCUCUGGUGCCGAGUUGUGUCGGUCAUGUGUGCCGCCCGCCCAUCAACUUGCUUCACUACUGCAAAGUCUUGCUUGACUACUGUAUUUGAAUUGUAAUUGUUGUUCACAGUUCGCUUAUCAUCAUGUUAUUACUCAAAUUACUGUAUCUCAUUUUGUCUCCAAUAAUUUUUUGCUUUAUCAUGAAAAGUAGCACCCCCCCCCCCUGCACGAUGAAGAUGGAUGGGGUGCGUCUGGACGAACUUGGGGAAAGAUAAAAUAGUUCGUAAACUACUUGCGUCUAAAAGUUCUUAAAUUUUAAUAUACAUGAUUUUGUGUUCUUCUAGAGAUGUAUCAGUACUAAAACAGUUUGAUGAGAGCGAAAUAUUUUGGCAUUUGUUGUUCUUGUUGGCAGAAGGUGACUGUUUCUUCACGAUUAUAUACAUCCAGGGUUAAUUUUAUGAUUUGGGCGUUUUGCACAUCCAAGACCCCCUCCCCCCCACUCGUUUGGGGCUGGUUACGCCCCUGAUCUUCUCAAUGCGUUUUGUGUUUCAUUUUAGUUCCUCGUGUUCUACCAAACUGUCUACCAAUCAUACAUGGUUUAUUCUCGUCAAUUCUCAAAUUCUGGGAACAAUGCAGGGAGCCUAACACGUACGACUGCCCAACGCAACUAUACGCUUCUGUUCAAAUUAUGUCCAUACUCAGGAAGGCAAUGUGGUUGCCCAGACCUCUGUGCCUAGGCGGAGAUAUUUUUCAUAUCAUAUCACCCAAGGAAAUUCACAAACUGCUUGAAACAAUAUGGGCAUUUUUUAAGGUAAGUUGCGUUGCACAUUGAGGACGAUUUACACUACACAACUUUGGCCGUAAACCUGUCGUAUGCAACCUGCUUACAACUUGAGUUGUACUGUGUAAAUCAAGCAUACAAUUCUCGUACGUUGUCGUAGGUUAGUUGUGUGCUUGAUUUACACAGUGCAACUCAAGUUGUAAGCAGGUUGCACGCGACAGUUUUACUUUAGGCAAAACUUGUGUAGUGUAAAUCGUCCUCAAUGCACCCAACUUUAUUUUUCCCCUUCGACAGUGAAUUCUUACAUCCUUUAAUUGUGUUUUAAAUAGGAGAAUCCUCCAACAGUGAACACAAGAAUUGUAACCGAGAUACCGGACGGUCGUCAUAAAAAUGUCGUCAAGUCUACAUUUCUCGGAAACAUAGCAGAGUUGGGUCAUCUGUACGCGAGAUUUUUCCCAGUUCAUGAUAGAACAUAGAUUCAUAUGUAGCUUCAAAUUCUCUUCUACCUGUAAAUAUUCAUACCUAGCUGUGCAAAAUAUUAUUAACUUUUGGAAAA
Paramuricea clavata is the source of this 10597-nucleotide messenger RNA. NCBI's taxonomy places the organism in Eukaryota, Metazoa, Cnidaria, Anthozoa, Malacalcyonacea, Plexauridae. The record is from the annotation of a GenBank genome assembly.